AUGGCAGCGAUGAAUGCGGCGUUCGAAGCUGCGAUGGCUACUGCAGCCCAAACGGCUCGCUUCUACUGCGUCACGGUCUCUCCAGACGCUCGGGCGUGUGCUCGAUGGCCAAGAUUGCGAGGAACUGCAAUUGCCGAAGGGGUUCAAGCCACUUUUCGUAUCGUAGAACACGUCCAGCUGCAACUGCCCACUCUACGUUUCCACUCGAUGACGACGGAUUUUAUCAAAGACGCUGAUGGCGUGUGGUGGCUCACAAGAGUUGUCGAUUUCCAAGCCACCAGUUCGGUAGAACCGCCAAGAGAUGACGCAUGCUUCGGCUCGCGCGAUUCCGCGGUGUUUAUCCCCGACACUCUCCGCUCGAGAUACGGUCCUACCAAUGACCUACUGGAAGAUCCCACUUCUCCUCCUAAAGAAUCGACACUACUACGAGGAGAUGAGUUAAACAACACAAUGAACACACGCUCGUGCUUCCUCUGCGGCUGUUCCUGCGAGCUCCCACCGACGUUCCGAGUCCAGCUGGACGCAAUGGUGAGAGGCCAGAGUGGUGACGAGCUCAAGACAAACAGUACGACGUCGAUCAAAGCGGUUGAUGAGUUCCGAAUGACGCUCACAAUGGCUCUGGAUACGAUUUUCCUUAUGAGGCAGCGUGGCGUGGACCUUCUCGUGUGGGAGAAUGCAGUCAGCACCGUGCGAAAGUCGCAUCUGCGUGAUGUGUGCGACUUUCCGACGUGUACUCUCUGCUACCGAAUCUACCAGCAGCAGCAGCGACUCCAGUCACUCGCACGUGAACUGCACGUAGUAUUGUUUGGGAUGGCCACCUCAGCAGCUUCCGGUCUAGCGCCUCAGCUCCUGUCGACGGAGCUACGACGCAACCAAGAAGCUCCGAGAAGCGUUCUCGAAAGUCUUGAAGCUUUUCAGACUGAAAAAAUCCCGCGUUCGCUGUUACUACGAGGCGAUUCACCUGAACUGAGACCUUCAGGGAGCACACUGACACCCGUGCGAGGUGCAGACGUGGAUCCUACUGCGACGCAACUUCGCUUGGUGUUUUUCUUCCACGAAUUGCAAGACGGAGGUCCCGACUUGGAGCCCACCGAUUUCUACUUGGAGUAUCAACUUGGGCAGAAUGUCACGCGAGUGCAACUUGAAGGCAGUAAGCGACACACUCCCAAUCGGUGGCAACUCUGUGAAGCGAGGGUGCAUUAUCUCUUUGCGACAUUGGAAGCUUUCAGUGAGUUUUGCUCCCAGAAGCGACUUCUUAUCAACAGUCCGAGUCGUCAGCCGAGUCGGUAUCGUGACAAGGAAGAGUUCUUUGGGUACACAUUGUUGUCGCUGCGAUCUGUGAAUACGGCGGCGAAAUGGUUCGGAAACUCGCUGCAACCCGAGAGCCGUACCGAUUAUUUGCUAGAGCUACAGACUGCUUCAUUCGGACUACUGACGCUCAAGUUGACGGUCGGAUUACUGGUUGACUCGGUCCCGUUGGGGCAUCUGCGUGAUGUCCUACGUGACCGUAUUUUCUUGGAGGAACAGCCACCAGGUGGAGUGUACUGGCCUCCAACAUCUCUUUACCUUAGUGGCCUGGCAGUGCCUCGAGAUUGGGUCGGGGCACUCAUGCCGUCUGAAUAUACGAAGCUGCUGCCCAUGCGUCGGAGAGCGCGUGGCUCGGACUACAGCUCGCGAUCGCUACAUGUGGUGACCGCUCUAAUGACCUGGACGACUCUAUCACAGGCGUGUCUGGCAGCAAAGCGCCUCGUGUUUCGAAUCACCGAGGACAGGGCAACCUCUGGCUUCCCGACAGUAUUACUCGCAGCAAUUCUGCGUCACGCAAGCUUCGUGACCCCAGCAUCACACUGGAAAUCAGCCGCGAGUCUUCACUUCACACGGAGAUAUUCGGUAGAUCGUCUACUGGCUGAAGUAAGGCCUGCAACUCUCCCGAUGCUCGCUUUGCUUGGAGAGCUCUUGUUUGUUUUGAUGGAGGAACGAGAGCUGCCAGCGACAAUAGAUGCGAACGUAUUGGCGUCUCUCAUUGAGCCAUUUUGGCAACAUGACAGUGGAUGGCUUCCCAUUCCGCGUACCCAAAGCAGUUGCCCCCCUGAGCGUCGAGUCAUUUGGAACCGUGCGAUUCGACGCUGGGAAGUCGCCACUGGCAGCAUCACUAAGGAUGGAGCUCCAGUACUUGCCAUUCAGCCACACGAAGAUGUGAUUCAUCAUUAUGGGGACACGCUCAGGGCAGAGAUCGGAGACUUUCGGAUCAAAAUCCUAGCGCUCGUGGUCUGCGAAUUGUUCGAGCGAAUGGAAUCCUUGGACGAUGGAUACAUUGAGAUAGCAGAGCUGCGUUCUCUGGCCAAGUGCCUCCAGGGUCAAGAAGAUUUGGGUCUGGAGCUGGAUCCUCACGUGGGUACACUUGAGCGGCUAACGCAACAGGACGUUGCUGUUUUAGCGGAGUUGGUGGACCACCAGCGACGUUUGGCCCUACAGACUUUGCUUCACUCUCUCAUGGGGAUGCGUUGA
Molecule: messenger RNA, 2508 nt
Organism: Phytophthora infestans T30-4
Lineage: Eukaryota; Oomycota; Peronosporomycetes; Peronosporales; Peronosporaceae
Exons: 5
Coding region: 1-2508 (835 amino acids)
Source: RefSeq, a predicted model, not a curated record